CACGCCGCCCGGGCCGGCGGAGGGAGGAGCGCGGCGGCGGCGGGCGGCCGUGGCGAAAGUGCGGCUGCGGAAGCGCGGCGAGGCGGGCGGCGCGGGAGGAAGCUGGGCGGCGGCGGGCGCUCGGGCCGGCGGGCGGGCGCCAUGGGCCGCCUGCACUGCACGCAGGACCCGGUGCCGGAGGCCGUGGGCGGCGACAUGCAGCAGCUGAACCAGCUGGGCGUGCAGCAGUUCUCAGCCCUGACAGAAGUGCUUUUCCACUUCCUAACUGAGCCGAAAGAGGUGGAGAGGUUUCUGGCGCAGCUCUCGGAAUUUGCCACCACCAAUCAGAUCAGUCUCAGCCCCCUCAGAAGCAUCGUGAAAAGCCUCCUUCUGGUCCCUAAUGGUGCCUUGAAGAAGAGUCUCUCAGCUGAGCAGGUCCGGGCCGAUCUCGUGACUCUGGGUCUUAAUGAGGAGAAAGCCACUUACUUUUCUGAAAAGUGGAAGCAGACUGCCCCCACCCUUGCUCGAUGGGCCAUAGGUCAGACUCUGAUGAUUAACCAGCUGAUAGACAUGGAGUGGAAAUUUGGAGUGACAUCUGGGAGCAGCGAACUGGAAAAAGUGGGAAGUAUUUUUUUACAAUUAAAGUUGGUGGUUAAGAAAGGAGAUCAAACUGAAAAUAUAUAUAUCGAAUUAACCUUGCCUCAGUUCUACAGCUUCCUGCACGAGAUGGAGCGAGUCAGAGCCAGCAUGGAGUGUUUCGGCUGAUUUCUGUCCCCCUGCAUCUCCGCUGUGCCCCCUUCUCUUCCGCAGUGACCACCCUGAGAGGCACCCACUCCCGGGCUUGCAGGGCCUGAUCUGGCCCUGCUUCCUCCUCGGAGCCCAGGUGCAAAGGUUUCUGAAAAACAACAGGAUUAAGUGCUCAAAGGGCCCUACACAAUUACCUGUGAACUCUCUGUGAGGGAACCUCCACCGCCUCUCUCCCAGGACCCUUUUGAUGUUCAGAUGGCUUUUGCAUCUCAGAUUCAGGGGAGGAAAUAAACUGAGUCCCCCCCUACCCCCAUCAAAGUUCCAGAGUAAAUAAAUGGUUCCAUCACUCAAGAUACGCGCUGAUCACCCUCCCCACAAAAAACCAUGGGCUUGUUUAUGGCUGAGGAAGAGGCUGUGAGUGACGCCUGUGGGGAGCCCCCAGCCGCGUCUCUACCGUGUGUUUGUGGUGCUGCGUUGCUCAGCGGUUGUUAGUGGGGCACCUGUGUAUAAAUACGUGCUCGGUCUCCUCUGACAAGAACGGAGGCUGAACUCUGUCCUCGUUUCUGGUUUGCCCUGUUGUGUUGUGAUGAGGUGGGCCUUUUGAGGCUAUUUUAGCUUGUCUAGCUGACCCUCUCUGUUGGUUAGAUGAUGAAUAAAACAGGUUCUGGGGAAAAGGCCAGAAUCCAGUUGUC
Molecule: messenger RNA, 1418 nt
Organism: Equus quagga
Lineage: Eukaryota; Metazoa; Chordata; Mammalia; Perissodactyla; Equidae
Gene: COMMD7
Product: COMM domain containing 7
Exons: 9
Coding region: 142-744 (200 amino acids)
Biological process (GO): negative regulation of DNA-templated transcription; tumor necrosis factor-mediated signaling pathway
Molecular function (GO): NF-kappaB binding
Source: RefSeq, a predicted model, not a curated record